Molecule: messenger RNA, 1059 nt
Organism: Suillus discolor
Lineage: Eukaryota; Fungi; Basidiomycota; Agaricomycetes; Boletales; Suillaceae
Exons: 2
Coding region: 1-1059 (352 amino acids)
Molecular function (GO): protein binding
Source: RefSeq, a predicted model, not a curated record
AUGUCUGACCUUGAUGAGUCCAUCGAGCUGCAGUGGGAUACAUUACUCCUCCAUCCCCUCAGUCAUUCAGGUCAAUCCUUGUCUCUGAACAAUCUCGCAGUCAGCCUUAUAAACAGAUUCCAGCAGCAUGGGAUCAUGGCUGACCUUGAUGAGGCCAUCGAGCUGCGUCGGGAUGCAUUACUCCUCCGUCCCCCCAGUCAUUCAGAUCGAUUCAUGUCUCUGAAAAAUCUUGCUGUCAGCCUUCACGACAGAUUCGAGCAGCAUGGGAUCAUGGCUGACCUUGAUGAGGCCAUCGAGCUGCUUCAGGAUGCAUUACUCCUCCGUCCCCCUGGUCAUUCAGAUCGAUUCAUGUCUCUGAACAGUCUUGCUGUCAGCCUUCACGACAGAUUCGAGCAGCCAUCUCGCACAGAUCUUCAUGUUGCUAAGUCGUGGGUGGCCUUCGCUGACACCCUCAAUCACAGCUCUGCACUGCUUGCCUAUAAGACUGCAUCGAGAUUCCUAGAUCAGCAAGUAGCUCUCUUGUCACCUUCUUUGCAUCAUUUCGAUGUCAUCAGGGAGGCUGUUUCUUCCCUUGCCACAGAUGCUUUUUCAUGCAGUAUUCGUCAACAUGCUCUGACAACUGCAGUGGAGCUGGUGGAGCAAGGUCGUGCAGUAUUCUGGACCCAGUUGGCAUGCUUCGGCACGCCGCUGGAUGAACUUUCUGUUUCAAGUGACACAGGGGCGGCCUUGGCAGAAGAGUUCAAAUGGUUAAGUUUUCGCCUUCAUAACGCAUUUGAUCAGCCUACUGAAGACCAGUCUCCUCAAAUUCGGCAACUGACCAUGCAAUGGGAUGAUGUGGUUUCAUGGAUCUGCACAAUUCCUGACUUUUCUCGAUUUCUCCUGCCUCCCCUUUUCUCCGACCUGCAGAAGGCAGCUGAAGGCAGUCCUGUCAUCAUUAGUGCUGCUGCGGUCCGGUCCAGAACCAUGGUUCGAACUGGACUUUUGGUCCGGUUCUCCGCGGUUCGGUCCAUGGUUCUCGCGCCAGCCAGAACCGGACCGGAAAACGGUUCUCGGUUCUAG